This is a messenger RNA of Humulus lupulus (European hop), 1027 nucleotides long. RefSeq lists its product as uncharacterized. The record is from RefSeq and is a predicted model, not a curated record. NCBI's taxonomy places the organism in Eukaryota, Viridiplantae, Streptophyta, Magnoliopsida, Rosales, Cannabaceae. The coding region runs from base 101 to 391 and encodes 96 amino acids. The transcript has 2 exons.
AGCUGCUAUCUGGUUUUCAAACCUAGAUCCAGUGGGAUUCAUAGAUGACUACUACAAGAGGCAAGCAUAUGAAGAAACUUAUGCGACACCAAUCGAACCAAUGCCUAGCCCAGAUAAGUGGCCUGACACUGGUCUGAAUCCGAUACAUCCUCCAACAGAGACAAUUUUACCUGGAAGGCCUAAAAAGUCUAGAAACAAAGAGGCAGAUGAACCACCACCUACUACUGCAACAAAGGCUAGGAGAGUUGGCCAAGUUAAUCACUGCAGCAAUUGCAAGCAAACAGGCCAUUCACGAGUAACAUGCAAGAAUGCAACUAUGGAGGUAAUCUUGGUACACGCCUGCAAGGCAAAAAAAGAGAGGAAGACCACCAUCUCAGAAUCCUACUACUGAAACUAUUAAAAGGAAGGAGCGAGCUAAGAGACAGAAGCAAAGGAAUGGUGGUUCCACAUCUCAGACCAACUAAGAAGCUGCUCUUUAAUCUUAAACCCUUUUGAUGUAGAAAACUUGUUUUCUUUUUGGUGUAGUCGCCAUACAAUAUAGGCAUUACCAUACUUUUGACAUGUACAUAUUCAGUCUGACUUUAUCAAUAUUUUGGGACAUCUUGGCCAUUAGGAAUACUUUUGACAUGUAGACAUUAUGCUACUUAACAAUAUGUCAUAUGUUUGCUCUGUAAAGUUGAAAAUAUUAAUCAAUGACAAAAUAUCUGGUUUGGUGCAUCAUUCUAUUAUGCUUGAAAGCAACACUAAAUAAAUACAUUUCUCUUACAUUCAAUGAAGCCAUGAUUUUUUUUUUCAGAGAAGGGUCGAACACUAAAUAAAAUACAUAAUUUUUAUUAUGCUUGAAAGCAACACUAAAUACAAUAAACAGGGAAGUCAAACAUUACAUAAUUUUUUUCAGCCAAUACACAAUUACAAAAAAAAAAAAAACAAUAUCAUCUUCCUCACAUUUCCCUUUACCAACCAGGAACUUGCAUGAACUCUUCCAUCCAAACUCCCAUUCAUAUAGCCACAAUUUUGACAUUGAAAA